GGGGGGGUGGGGGGCCUCUUGCCUCCGGCACCAUCUGCCCCUAGCCUGGCGCAGGCCGGGAGUGGCCGGCCCCCUCCGGAGCCAUGGUGGACCGGGGACCUCUGCUGACAUCGGCCAUCAUCUUCUACCUGUCCAUCGGGGCGGCAAUCUUCGAGGUGCUGGAGGAGCCGCACUGGAAGACCGCCAAGGAUAACUACGCCAGGCAGAAGAUCCAGCUUCUUAAAGAGUUCCCUUACCUGGGGCAGGAGGGCCUGGACAAGAUCCUACAGGUAGUAUCUGAGGCUGCUGGGCAGGGCGUGGCUAUCACAGGGAACCAAACCUUCAAUAACUGGAAUUGGCCAAAUGCUGUCAUCUUCGCCGCCACGGUUAUCACCACCAUUGGUUAUGGAAAUGUGACCCCCAAGACCCCUGCCGGGCGCCUCUUUUGCAUUUUCUAUGGCCUCUUUGGGGUUCCCCUCUGCUUGACCUGGAUCAAUGCCUUGGGGAAGUUCUUCGGGGGACGUGCUAAGAGAUUGGGACAGUUCCUCACCAAGAGGGGCGUGAGCCUGAGGAAGGCUCAGAUAACGUGCACGGCCAUCUUCAUCAUUUGGGGGGUGCUGGUGCACCUGGUGAUCCCACCCUUUGUGUUUAUGGUGACUGAGGACUGGAACUACGUUGAAGGCCUCUACUACUCCUUCAUUACCAUCUCAACCAUCGGCUUUGGAGACUAUGUGGCUGGAGUCAAUCCUGAAGCCAAUUACCAUCCCCUCUACCGAUACUUUGUAGAGCUAUGGAUCUACCUAGGGCUAGCCUGGCUGUCCCUGUUUGUGAAUUGGAAGGUGAGCAUGUUUGUAGAAGUUCACAAAGCCAUCAAGAAACGUCGGCGGAGGAGGAAGGAAUCCUUUGAAAGCUCCCCCCACUCCAAGAAAGGCCUGCAGAUGGCAUCCGGCGGAGGCGUCAAGGACGUCAACAUUUUUAGCUUCUUGUCCAAGAAGGAGGAGACCUACAAUGACCUUAUCAAGCAGAUUGGAAAGAAGGGUCUAAAGACAAGUGGGGGAGGUGGAGAGAGAUCAGUGGGACCUGAGAGCAGAAGGCCUGCCCUCCCGGCUGCUCCUGUGGGUCCAAUGGCAAUCUAUACCAAAACCCGUGUGCCUAGCUACGAGGAGAUAUCCCAGACACUGAAGCUGAAAGGCCAUGUGUCGAGGUGUCAGGGUGGGGAGGCUGGGGAGAAACCCCCCAGCGACAACCCCAACACCACUUCAACGGUGUUUGUCAACCAGCUGGACCGGAUCAGUGAGGAGGAGAGUGAAGCCUGGGAUGCCAGGGACUGCCGUCCACUGAUCUUUGAGAAUGCCAACAUCACCUUUGUGAAUGAGGAAGGAGGCCUCUCAGAUGAGGACACUUCCAAAUCCUCUCUGGAUGACAACUUGGCUGGGGAGGAAGAGGAGGAACAGGGAGAGGUGGAGGAGGCUGAGGCAGAGAUGCCACUGAACCUGGGGGAGUUCCCAUCCUCCGAUGACUCCACUUUUACCAGCACAGAAUCUGAACUGUCUGUGCCUUAUGAACAGUUAAUGAACGAAUAUAAUAAAGUCAGCAGUCCCAGAGGCACGUGAGGCCCCCCUCUCUGCCCCUUGCCCUAUCCCACAAAUCCUGUGGCCUCUUCCUUCCCCUCACCUCUCCUUCAGGGGUAUCCUGUGAUGGCUGAGAUUCCCUGACCCUUGAACUGGGAGAGAAAAGGGGACCCUUUAUCCUCCCAUCCCCUCUGGCCAGAUGCCACUAAGCACCCAUACUCCCCUCACUGCCUGCCCACUUCAGGACUGACUGUUUCCACAUGCUCCCUUGGUGACAUGGUUGAACAGAUGUGAUCCUGAGGUUGGGAGAGAUUUGGUUCCUGAAAGAUGGUUUUGGUUUUGGUUUUGUUUUUUACUACAUUUGUAAUUUUGAUGGAGUACAAGUGAUACUGGGGCUAGGCAAGGUCUGUGAAUGGUCAGACCUAUAAAAAAGCAUAAAGUUUUGGGGUGUUGACAGGCUUUCCUGUCCUGGGAGGAUCCGUGCAGAGAAGGCUCAACUGAGCAGGUAUUGACUGAAAUUUUAACGUGUUGCCCAGCAACAGGACUCAAGUCUAAAAGGCAGUGCACUGGAGACAGUCUGUCCUUGUCCUCAAGGUGACUUAAGGUCAAUUUGGGGAUUCCAAAUGAACACAGAUGAGACAAUUAAUGGGACAAGGUGAUGUGUAAGUAAUCGUGGGGGUGAGGUAUACAAGGAUGCGAGGGAAACAGACCCCACAUUUGUUCUAAGCUGCUUCUUCCCGAGCUCCUCUUCAGCACCCCCAUCCCAAUACACUAAUGCAGGGGUUCUUAACUUUUUUUGUGCAUCAUGGAUCCCUUGGGCACUCUGGUGAAAUCUAUAGAUCCCUUCUCAAAAUAAUCUUUUUAAAUGCAUAAAAUAAAAUAUGUAGGAUUACCGUGGAAGCCAAUUAUAACAUUGAAAUAGAUGUCAAAUAUAUUUAUUUUUAAAAGUUCAUGGACCCCAGGUUAAAAACCCCUUAUUUUAAUGAGAAAAAGGCUGUUAGGGGUUUGGAGAAGAUGAAGGCCAACUGUCUAAUCCAGAACCCAAACUGAAACACUCCCGGUGGUAACCAGAUCCAUCCCAUGGGCCCCACGGCCCCUGUUGCCCAUAUUUAAUAAAGACAGGCCAAACCAAGCCUUCCUCGGAGUGACCCUUUGUGGAGUCACUGACAGUGGGGGUGGGCUAAUUAGAUCUAGGGUCACCACGGUUUGCCAUGUUCUGGAGAAUCAGGUAGAGCAAGAUAAAGGGCAGUGUGGAGAAGUGGGAUGUUGGCUGAAUCUGAAGCCAGCUUUUGCCAUUUAGUUACUUGGUGACGUUGGGCAAAUCAUUUCCCUUCUAGCCUCAUUUUCAUCACUUGUAUAAGGGGAUUAAGUUUGGCAUGGUCUAAGAACACUUCGAGGCCCAUGAUCCCAAGUGUUUUCCUUGUGGCUUUGCCUUUGUGCAGUUGUCUUAGCUCCUUUCCCCUGUCCUCUUCUCUACCACCACCACCACCACACCCCACCUCCAAUUCCAGGAAGCAGUGAUCAGCGGAGACACAGGUCUGUAUCUUGCCCCCUAGGUCUGGCACUUAGGCCCUUCUCAUGGGCUGAGUAGCAAAGGGGGGAUUAUGUCCCACCCCCCAAGGACUUGGACCUGUUUCAGGUAGCCCUUCCCAAUUUGGGAGAUCUUCUGUUGACUAGCUUGAGGUUUCUGAUGGAGGAGGAGGACCUUGGAUCAUAUCUUUAGCUCUGUGUACCCCUAUAUCCUUCCCUUCCCUCCCCUCUGCUACCUGAGGGAAACAAGCUAGUGAAUAUUUGGUUGUGGGGCCAGGAGUCAGAUGGGCUAGAUAGGCCAAAACUCUUGGGGUUGGGGGCGUGGAGAUUCCACCUCACCCAUUUCCUUAGAUUAAUAUAAAGUCUCUAGAUGACAGCAUACACUCCGUGUCCCCCUUGGAACUUAAUUGCCCUCAACAGAAUGUUACCACUCAUUUUCCCAUCUUCUCCCUACUAGUGGGUCCCUGAAGUCUCUAACUUACUGAGGGUGGCUUCCUUCAGGCAUUUCCCUAGAGCAAAGACUUUGAUGACCCACCCCUCCCCCAUACAUGCCUUACCUGCAUUAGAUGGAGAGGUGGGUCCACUAAAGAGGAGGGAGCAAUGCUGAGGCUUCCUGGCCUCCCUUCUGCCUCCCACAUCUCCCAAUCAGCAGUUGACAUUGAUCUUGGCUCCAAUUUGGGAAGCAGUGAAGUGCAUAUUAAUAGGCUUGGGACUGGUGUGCCUCCUUCAACUUACGUCUGGAAUCCCCAGCUGCUGUUUUUAAUUUUUUUUUUAAAGGAGAAUGGGGAAACCUGUUGAGAAUAUAAAAUUGUAAAGGAAACUAUUCCCUCUUUUGUUUUGGGAUUAGAGGGGGAGGGGAGGGCAGGGCUGGACACUCUCUGUGCAAUGUCUCCCCGGGGCAGAUAUGUUCUGCUCUCUGUGGAUAGUUUUUAUUUUUAUUUUUUUAUUAUUUUUAAAAGAAUUUUUUUUGCAGUUAAAAAUAUAUAUAUCUGGAUUCUGUGGUUGGCUACUGAUGGCGUCUUAAAUCCAAAUUCAGAAGUUAAGGGGAAGGUUUUUGUUGCCCUGAGAACCCAUCUGCCAAGUGAGUAAGUCUUAAGCUAUCUUGGAUGGAAAGCAGUGGAGGGACCCCUCCCGAAUCCCUCCUUUCCCCAUGGCUCAGGGCCUCAGCUAGUAUCCCGUGUUAGGAGAUUGAGGGGUACAUAGGAGCACUUUUAUAGAGCCAUCUUGGCCACCUCGGUUUCAUUUUCCACCCCCUGGUUACCUUCCAGGGCUAACUUUUAGUUUUUAACUCAGUUUGAAACUGUGGUUGAUCCAAUUUCCCACAGGUCACCAGCAGAUGCUAAGACCCAGAGGGGCUUUGAUUGAAUACUCUGAGAGUGUUCCCCCGGAUCCAUCUGUGGUGGGAGGCAGUGUCUUGUAGUGGAAAAGUGGACUUCAGAAUCUGAAGGCUUGGGUUCAAAUCCCUGCCCUCAAUAUUUAACUCCUCUGUGUGAUCUUGAGCAAGUCUUUUGGACUCGGCAGCUCAAUCUGAUCUGUAAAAGGGGGUUACGAAUAGUAGCACUACCUAACUCACAGGGUUGUUGUGAGGAAUGUGAUUUUUGUAAACCUGAAAGCACCAUAGAAAUGUGAACCAUCACAGCGGGCGAAUGAACCAGAAGCUCCCUGUGGAGCCUCGAAUGCCACCCCCACACCCACCCUCAUCUCCAAGUGUUUGAGGGGGAUGGGAAGGAGUGUCCUCAUCUUUUCAUAUGAUUGAUAUUCAUGACAUUUUCUUCAUUCUAUGAUCCCACCUUGCCUAUCACUGACUGUCCUGGAAUCGUACACACUGUAUGUAAAUAUUGGCAGAGUCAACGUCAAGUGUAAUUUAUUUUAACAUUUUUUUGCAAUUAAAAAAAAUGAGGUGGACAGUUAA
Molecule: messenger RNA, 4992 nt
Organism: Vombatus ursinus (common wombat)
Lineage: Eukaryota; Metazoa; Chordata; Mammalia; Diprotodontia; Vombatidae
Product: potassium channel subfamily K member 5-like
Exons: 5
Coding region: 84-1592 (502 amino acids)
Biological process (GO): stabilization of membrane potential; potassium ion transmembrane transport
Cellular component (GO): membrane
Molecular function (GO): potassium ion leak channel activity
Source: RefSeq, a predicted model, not a curated record